AUGCCUCCGCCUUCCCGCUUGCUGGCCCUCCUCCGCGCCGCCGCCGCCGACCCGCCGCCGUUCCGCGUCCUUCUGAAGCUCCACGCGCACCUCCUCGUCUCCGGCGUCCUCUCCUCCCACUCCACCUCUCCCUUCAGCGACCGCCUCGUCGCCGCCUUUGCCCUCUCCGACCCCGCCUCCCCGCGCCCGCUUCUCCACGCGCUUGCCAUUCUCGCUUCCCUCCCGUCCCCGCCGGACUCUGCAUCCCCCUACAAUGCCGCCUUCCGCGCGCUCUCCCUCUGCCCGCAUCCGCACCUCGUGGACCGCCACUGCCUCCCGCUCUACCGCGCCCUCCUCCGCUCCGGUUCCGCGCGCCCCGAUCACCUCACCUUCCCAUUCCUGCUCAAGGCCUGCGCGUGCCUGCAGUACAGGUCGUACGGUGCCGCGGUUCUUGGACAUGUGCAGAAACUGGGGUUCAGCGCUGACGUCUUCGUGGUGAACGCCGCGUUGCAUUUCUGGUCUGUUUGUGGGUCCAUGGUUUUUGCCCGCAGGUUGUUCGAUGAAAGUCCCGCCAGGGACGUGGUCUCCUGGAACACACUGAUUGGUGGGUACGUGAGGAGUGGCCUCCCGCGGGAGGCGCUAGAGUUGUUUUGGAGGUUGGCGGAAGAUGACAAGGCAGUGAGGCCUGACGAGGUCACGAUGAUCGGGGCAGUGUCGGGAUGUGCACAGAUGGGGGAUUUGGAGCUCGGGAAGAGGCUGCAUGAGUUUGUGGACAGUAAAGGGGUGAGGUGCACGGUGAGGCUGAUGAAUGCGGUGAUGGAUAUGUAUGUCAAGUGUGGCAGUUUAGAGCUAGCAAAGUCGGUGUUUGAAAGGAUCAACAACAGAACUGUUGUUUCCUGGACAACCAUGAUCGUGGGGCAUGCGAGGCUGGGGUUGAUGGAGGAUGCACGGAUGCUGUUCGAUGAGAUGCCUGAAAGGGAUGUAUUCCCAUGGAAUGCUCUGAUGGCUGGUUAUGUUCAGAAUAAGCAGGGCAAGGAGGCUAUCGCGCUGUUUCAUGAGAUGCAGGAAUCAAAGGUGGAUCCUAAUGAGAUCACCAUGGUUAAUCUCCUAUCUGCUUGCUCGCAGCUUGGAGCAUUAGAAAUGGGGAUGUGGGUCCACCAUUACAUUGACAGACAUCAGCUUUAUCUUAGUGUUGCACUUGGCACAUCUCUAGUUGACAUGUACGCAAAGUGUGGCAACAUCAAGAAGGCGAUCUGUGUUUUCAAAGAAAUCCCAGAUAAAAAUGCACUCACAUGGACAGCAAUGAUAUGUGGUCUUGCAAAUCAUGGACAUGCUGAUGAGGCCAUAGAAUACUUUCAGAGAAUGAUAGAUCUUGGAUUGCAGCCAGAUGAGAUAACAUUUAUAGGGGUUCUGUCAGCUUGUUGCCAUGCUGGUUUGGUUAAAGAAGGUCGUCAAUUUUUCUCCCUAAUGCAUGAGAAAUACCACCUUGAGAGGAAAAUGAAACAUUAUUCAUGUAUGAUAGACUUGCUAGGCAGAGCAGGACAUUUAGAUGAAGCAGAACAGCUUGUAAACACCAUGCCUAUGAAUCCUGAUGCAGUAAUUUGGGGUGCUCUUUUCUUUGCUUGUAGGAUGCAUGGUAAUAUCACUCUUGGUGAGAAGGCAGCAAUGAAAUUGGUAGAACUUGACCCAAGUGAUAGUGGAAUCUACGUGUUAUUGGCUAACAUGUAUGCAGAGGCAAAUAUGAGGAAGAAGGCUGACAAAGUGAGGGUUAUGAUGAGGCACUUGGGAGUGGAGAAGGUUCCUGGAUGUAGUUGCAUUGAGCUGAACGGUGUGGUUCAUGAAUUUAUCGUGAAAGAUAAGUCCCAUUUGGACACUAAUGCAAUUUAUGACUGCUUACAUGGGAUUACAUUACAAAUGAAGCAUACUGCAAACCUGAUUGACAUUUCAGAAACUGGCAUCAUGUCACAUCUUUAG
Molecule: messenger RNA, 1953 nt
Organism: Miscanthus lutarioriparius
Lineage: Eukaryota; Viridiplantae; Streptophyta; Magnoliopsida; Poales; Poaceae
Source: the annotation of a GenBank genome assembly